Messenger RNA from Cavenderia fasciculata, 729 nucleotides. RefSeq lists its product as uncharacterized. The transcript is spliced from 2 exons. The coding region runs from base 1 to 729 and encodes 242 amino acids. The record is from RefSeq and is a predicted model, not a curated record. Lineage: Eukaryota; Evosea; Eumycetozoa; Acytosteliales; Cavenderiaceae.
AUGUUUAUACCUCGUUUCCAUAAAACGUUGGCAGUUGGUGUGGUAGUAGCAGCAUGUGCUACCGUCGCUAGCGGUGUAUUAACCAAUCAAUUACAAAAUUCAGCCUAUGGUCUAUGGAAUUCAGCCUAUGGAAAGGGUACUUUGUCAUCGACUGCACAAAGCAAUUUUUUUGCCAGAAAUACAAAUAUCUAUAAUAAUAAUAUUCUUCGUACUGGAGUUGGUCGUACUACUUAUCUAAAGGGAACUGGAGCAUACAGUGAUACAUCAUAUGAUGAUUUUGCAAGAGGUCAUCUUGGUGCAUUUGACUGGGCCCCAAUCCCAACUGAGAGACAUGACAGUGGUCUCCAUGGCAGUGCUUUAGCUGGUGUCAUUGUUGCCGCAGUCAUUGGAGGUCUUCUUGCCCUCGUGGGUAUUAUUUCCAGUAUUUGUGCUUGGAGAAACCAUCAACACAUGAAGCGUUCCACCCUCUAUGCUGACUAUCGUUCCAACGUUCGUGUCCUCAACAAGGACCCAUACUCUGACUCUGGUGCCCCACGUGAAUUCUACCGUGAAUCUCACCGUGCUGGUCUCAACUCUGGUUACCAUAACGAAGUUCUUGCCUCUGAACGUUUCCACACUGAAAAUGGAUCCACAUUUAGCCGCUUCGGUGAUCGUGAACACUUGGUUCCAAGAAACGUUGUUGGUUCUUCCAGUGCUGUCAAUGGUGAAUCUUUGACAUUCCACAACUAA